AUGAGUGAAACAAUUCCAGAAACAACAGAAACAAACCAGCCUACAAAUCAAGCUCAAAACAAAGCACCUGCUAAAGGAAUAGAAGAUCCUACCAUCAAUGAAAAAGCAAAUCAAUUUAUGAACUUUGUUUACGACUCUCCGACAUCACUUCAUUGCAGAGAAAAUAUUAUUAACAUUCUUAAGAAAAGCGGCUACACAGAACUUGAAGAAACUUCUUCAUGGGGAGAAAUUCCAAAUAAAUUCUACGUCAAAAGAGGUUUUGGCAAUUUAAUAGCUGUCGACAAGAAUGAUUUAUCCAAAGCAACAAUCGUUCUCGCUAAAUCAGAUUAUCCUUGCUUUAAAGUUUCCCAAAAUUCUUAUCGUCAAAGCGCUUUGUGUGAGCAAUUACGCACAGAUCCAGUUGGAAAUGGCCUCUGGUUCUCAUGGACAGAUAGAGAUUUAAGAAUUGCUGGCCAAGCUCAAAUUAAAGAUGAAGAAGGAAAAUUAUUAACAAAGAAUUUCAAGUCUGAUGUUCCUGUAGCUGUUAUACCAUCAUUGGCUAUCCAUUUAGCAUCAGGAAGUGGCGUUAAACCAGUAUUUAAAUUAAAUCAACAUUUCUUCCCGAUUGUAGCUCUUUCUAAGGGCAAAUCAAGGAAGAACACAGAACAAUCUCCAGUUCUCAUGGCAUUUAUCGCACAAUUAUGCAAUACAAACCCCGAAAAUAUUCAAUCAUUCGAUGUUUACCUUUCAGAUUACGAAAGACCAGAAAAAGUCGGCAUAGAAGAGGAGUUUGUUGUUGGACAAGGCAUUGUCGGUCCAGGAACAGCAUAUUCUGCAUUCCAAGGCUUCAUUUCUUCCGAAUCUCCUUCAAAAGGUAUGAAAGUAUUCACUUUACUCGAGGAAUCCUCAUUUAAGUCAGAUUUCCUUUCAUCCACCCUCAAGAGAAUUGGUGUUCCCCCCUCUUUUUAUCAAAUUUCUUUUCUUGUCACUGUUUCUGGCCUUCCUGGUGUUCAUCCGAACUUUUCGAAGGACACAGAUGGUUCGAACACGAUCGGUCUUGGCAAGGGAAUCAUGUACAACUGGAGCGGAGACAUGAAUACUGCAUCUAUCGUAUCUGGCAUCGCUAAACUCCUUAAUAUUGCUUCUAAGGCAGAUAAGAUUAUUAAUAAGAACAUAUCUACUUCCAAGAAUGACUCUUUGGCCGUUGAUUUGACUGCAAAAGUCGGAAUUCCUUCUGUUGAGAUUUCUCUUCCUGUUCUUGGCGUUGGAUCAAUUAGAGAAAUGAUCCAUAAGAAUGACAUCCCAACAUUGAUUGAUUUCGUUAGAUGCAUCUAUCACUUUAAUGUGUAA
This is a messenger RNA of Trichomonas vaginalis G3, 1329 nucleotides long. RefSeq names its product aminopeptidase protein. Lineage: Eukaryota; Parabasalia; Trichomonadida; Trichomonadidae. Gene Ontology annotation, molecular function: zinc ion binding; aminopeptidase activity. Gene Ontology annotation, biological process: proteolysis. Bases 1 to 1329 code for a protein of 442 amino acids. The record is from RefSeq and is a predicted model, not a curated record. The transcript has a single exon.